AUGACUUGUUUUGGACAGCAACAUGCUUUGACAUGUGGGUUGACCAAUCAAUUGUUUGAGUUGAUUACAUGUAUGGCACUUAGUGUAAAGGUUGGAGCGAAAAAGUUCAUUCUUCCAUCGAUUUGCACGGAUGGAAAUUGGGGAUUAUGCUAUUGUAGUAAAAGUGAUCGAUAUUCCAAAUUAUUUGAUAUGGAACGACUGAAAAAGGUAGCCAUGGAAAGAUUUGGAAUGUCUGUCAUGGAAUAUGAAGAAGAGUUAUUGAAAGAUUCUUCUGAAGAAUUGUUUGCUCAUCUCGAUCAAACAGAAACUCAAAAACCCCUCGCCCAUGCUGCUGACAUUAUUCACAAAAAGGCAUUGGAGAAGCCAAACUUUUUAAAUCAUCAAGUUUUGAAUCUUGGUUAUGUUUGGGGUCGAUGGAGAGGUCUGAGUGUUGAGGAAGAUAUGCUCUACGUGUUAUUCUUUGAUUUGUUUGUGCCUUCCAAUAUUCCGAGAAAGAUUAUGGACGAUUGGAAGUUUAAAACGGAAGUGGAUUCCACGGGGCCCUUGAUUGCUAUUCAUAAUCAAAUUCACACGGCCAAACAACACCCUGAUGUUUAUCCAGGAUGUCAACGUACGACCAAUACUGAUUUCUUUUCCGUCUAUUUGAAUGAAUUCCAAUUCAAAGAUAAGGAUUACAGAAUUUUAAUGACAGGAGCUGGGUUUGAAUUGCAGUCAGCAGAUGGAUUGAAACUUUCAGAGCUCUCGACCAAUCACAAGAUUCAUGUCUAUCCACAAUUUGACAUAAUGAGAACAACUGCCAAUCAUCAAUUUCAUAAUUCAUUGUAUGCAUUUUGGCUAUCAGUUGAGGCUGAUUACUUUAUAGCCACCACGUGUGAAAGUCAAUUUUUAUCAUACAUCUUUGCCAUAAGAAAAUUGCUUGGAAAGCCAUCGUGUUCUGUUGCUGAUAUUUCAAAAACUUAUUAUCCCGAUUCAUAUCCUGAGAAAUAUCUACACAAUGCCAAUGGAGACGUGGCGUAUCGAUUUCCUCACCCUUAUCGCGGAACUUAUUACACAGUUGAAAAGUGCAAAUUUCCACUCGCUUUGUAG
Molecule: messenger RNA, 1086 nt
Organism: Naegleria lovaniensis
Lineage: Eukaryota; Heterolobosea; Eutetramitea; Acrasida; Naegleriidae
Exons: 2
Coding region: 1-1086 (361 amino acids)
Source: RefSeq, a predicted model, not a curated record